ACCAAAGUACAGGUACAAGGUGAUUGGAUAUAUGCUGGUCGGUACAGUGGAAACUACUUCGCUCGAUCAAAUGUUCUUUUGUGAAUACCAACAUAUCAAGAACGUAUAGUCGUUUAUAAACGUUCUCGAAAAGAAAAUCAAUCUGUUUAUUUGGUGAGUGCGUCUUUACGUUCCAAGGUAAAGUGACUUGAAAUCAUGGACACCAAGAACCGCAAAGGCGCUGUCAUAAACGGCGUCCACAACACUGUCCCUGCCACCAGUGAAGGAAGAAGUCCUGGGGAAAGGCUAAAGAAUGAGAAUGUCAAUAUCUCAGGCAUUCCAGGCUUAAGUAUUAACAUCCUGGGGACGUUCAUGCUACUGUGGCCACCCCUGUUUGUUUGGUACUUUUGGCUAGCAUGUAACUCCUACCAAUGCUCACUGGGCUCCCUUGGGAGCGAAUUUCUUUCUAAUUUCCAAAAUGGCUCAGGGAUUGCUUUUAUAUUGAAGAACAUCCCGCAAGUGAACCUGAAGAGCGUGUUGGUKUUCUUUACUUGGAUGUUUAUCCAACUUGUAUUGUACMUAGUCCUUCCAGGUCGACAAGCCAAAGGGAAYCCAACUCCGGCAGGAAAUGCUUUGCCGUAUAAUUGCAAUGGCUUCAAUGCUUGGCUAUUCACUCACAUUGCAUUUCUAGUUGCUGUGAAGCUUGAUUUGAUUAAAAUGACUAUCGUUUAUGAUCACUGGGGCGCACUGCUCGUCUUGGCCAAUAUUUUUGGGUUUGGAUUAACAGUGUUUAGUUAUUUUAAAGCGAUCUAUUUCCCCAGUCACAAGGAAGACCGCUGUUUCAGUGGAUCGUUUUUCUACGACAUGUUCAUGGGAGUAGAGCUCAAUCCUCGUAUCCGUGACUUUGACUUCAAAUUGUUCUUCAAUGGUCGACCUGGGAUAGUUGCCUGGACACUGAUCAACCUCUCCUUUGGUGCCAAACAGUACGAGAACCUUGGUUACGUCACAAACUCCAUGGUGAUACUCAACAUCCUUCAGGCUGCCUACGUCAUCGAUUACUUCCUCAACGAGGUGUGGUACCUAAGGACAAUUGACAUUGCUCAUGAUCACUUCGGAUUUUACCUUGCCUGGGGGGACAUGGUCUGGCUUCCAUUCAUGUAUACUUUACAAGCAGUAUAUCUCGUGUACAACCCAGUCAAUCUUCCUGUUUGGGCGGCCGCUGGUGUCCUGGUCCUCGGUCUGGCUGGGUAUUUUAUCUUCCGUUCGGCCAACUCUCAGAAAGAUUACUUCCGAGCGCAGAUCAAGAAGACCGGCCAAUGUGAAAUCUGGGGKAAGCCUGCCAUAUAUAUCCCUGCCGAGUAUAAAACUUCGGAUGGUAUCGUGAAGCAGUCGUGUCUACUAGCAUCGGGUUGGUGGGGAAUCUCGAGGCAUUUCAAUUACGUGGGGGAUCUCAUGAACUCUUUAUCUUAUUGUUUGGCAUGUGGUGUAAGUCAUUUGCUGCCACAGUUCUAUUUCGCAUAUAUGACCAUWCUACUGGUUCACAGGGCUUUCCGUGAUGAUGUCAAGUGUAACCAGAAAUAUGGCGUAUUCUGGAAGAAAUAUUGUCAAAAAGUUCCAUAUAAGAUCAUUCCAUAUGUUUUUUAAAAGAUGUAAAUGUGAAAUAACUCAAGAAUUUUUUUUAAUGGUUAAUGAUUUGGUAGUUUGAUAAUUUCAUGCUAUAUGUUAAACUGUUUUCGUUUUUAAAAACACCUCUUUCGACACACUACACCAAGACUUUGAAUGAAACAUGUUUCGUCUAUUAGACCUUUUCAAUCAUUGUUACGUUACACAGUUGACUACGCUUACAAAAUCUAACUGCACGCGCUUAACACAUCGUGCGCGCGCGAACACUAAUAACCUACAAAAAGACUACAAAAACAAAAUAAAAAUAAAAUAAAUAACAAAGUUACAAAAGUUCAA
This is a messenger RNA of Exaiptasia diaphana, 1938 nucleotides long. RefSeq names its product 7-dehydrocholesterol reductase. The record is from RefSeq and is a predicted model, not a curated record. Gene Ontology annotation, biological process: cholesterol biosynthetic process; brassinosteroid biosynthetic process. Gene Ontology annotation, molecular function: 7-dehydrocholesterol reductase activity. The transcript is spliced from 2 exons. Lineage: Eukaryota; Metazoa; Cnidaria; Anthozoa; Actiniaria; Aiptasiidae. The coding region runs from base 196 to 1623 and encodes 475 amino acids. Gene Ontology annotation, cellular component: endoplasmic reticulum membrane.